AUGGGAAAGGGAACGGGUAGUUUCGGUAAGCGCCGCAACAAGACGCACACGCUGUGCCGGCGCUGCGGUCGUCGCUCAUACCACAUUCAGAAGAGCCGAUGCGGUGCCUGCGGCUACCCCGCUGCGCGUGUGCGCAAGUUCAACUGGAGCGUGAAGGCGAUCCGGCGCAAGACCACGGGCACGGGCCGCAUGCGGUACCUCAAGGACAUGCCCCGCCGCUUCAAGAAUGGAUUCCGUGAAGCUAUGGCCAAGGGAGCAGCCAAGUCCAAGGGUCAUAAAUCCCGGUCUGAGAAGAAAAAGAAAGAAGAAAAAGUGAUUCCCACGGUUCUAGACAUAGUGGUCAACGUCCCAGGAGGAAAGCAGAUUCUGCUCAAGGGAAUAUCAACAGACCGCAUAUGGGACGUUCGACGGCUCCUGGCCGUACACGUGGACACAUGCCACUUCACCAACUUCUCCCUCGCACACGAGGUCCGCGGUCCUCAUCUGCGUGACUCCGUGGAUGUGGUAGCACUGAAGCCUUGCGUCCUUGACCUUGUUCAAGAAGCUAUGUGGCCCAACCCCUGCUCACCUUUUUUUUCCUCAUCCCUCAAACGUCCUGCGUGUCCCCGGGCUACUCUGCGGUCUCUUCUCUCCUCCUCCCUUGCUAGACGCAUUAGCACGCUAGACUUCCACAUCCUUUUCCUCGGGCAGUACACGGAGGUAACAGCCAAGGCCCUCAUCCGCUGUCUGGUGUUGACAUCGUGUCCUCAUCCCUUGACUGGCGCUCAGCUCUGUAUUCCCCUCCCUUCCGCCCUGCUCAACUCUAUGGUGAUUCCCCAUUAUGCAGAGGAGUACACGGAGGCAUCUUCCAAGGCCCACAUCCGCCGGCUGCUUGACAUCGUGUCCUGCACUCUCGCCUUUGGACCCUCAACCAAGCAACGCGAGGAGGCUGAAGCAGCUGCUGCAGCAGAAGCAGCAGAAGCAGCAGAAGCAGCGCCGUCUGCCUCUGCAGCUGCAGCAGCAUCUGCACUGACGUCCGGUUCCCCUCACCAAGGCAGCAAUGCUGGUCCGGCAGAAACCGAGCCUACAAACCCAGGCGGUGCUGACUCAGCCCUGGUCCCCUUCCAUGAACCACCUCCCGAGGCGAGCAGCAGCGUGGCGGAAUUCGGUAAAGUGCUGGGGUUGGGGGACGUGGGAAGCUUCCUCAAGAAGAAGCCGGGCGAAGCAGCAAGCGCGGGGGGGGACCAGGCAGGGACUCAGGGGGCAGGAGGAAGGGACGUGGCGGUGGCAGGAGCAGAAGGUGCGCAAAAGCCGGGGAAAGAGCUGCAAAAGGUGGGAAAGGAGGCGGGGAAAGAUUUAGAGAAGGAGGCGGGGAUAGAGGUGGGGAAGGACCUGUUUGUGACGGGCGCGGAUGGCAAGCGGCGGUUUAAGGGGAAGAGGGAGGCGGUGGAGGCUAUGGCGGCGGCAGCAGCGGCCACAGAGAAGGGCGACAUGACAGGGAUGUUCCCUGAGGAGUCGAAGCUAGGGGAUUUUUACGAGUUUCUGUCUGCUGCUCACCUCACUCCGCCCAUUCAAGCCAUCCGCAGGUCCCUGCGCGGGUCCGCCAAGGGCAAGGGGGCAGAGAAAAGCGGCGCACAGGACAUGCCGGAUAUGGGCACUGAGCUCUUCCCCAUAGAGGUGCGGCUGUGCACGGGGAAGACGGUGCUGGUGGUUGCCACCACCCAGGGAUUCCUGUGCCCCAGGAACAGGCUGCACGCACCCACACUCGUGGGCCUUCUGCGCCUCAUGAGCAAGCCCUUCGCCAAGGCCUAUGACGACUUGCUUGCUCUCUUUCUGGAAAGAAACAAGUUUGGCAACACACCCUACGGUUUCAGGUCCAACACGUGGGUUGUCCCUCCGCUUGCGGCUGCCAAUCCAUCCUCCUUCCCCCAGCUCCCCAUGGAAGAUGAUGCUUGGGGAGGGAACGGUGGCGGUCAUGGCUGGCAGGAGGAGCAGGAGGAACAAGAGGAGCAGGAGAGAAGGGAAACGAACUCAAGGGCGAGGGCAGUAGCAAGCAGGGACUGGGCGAGGGACUUUGCAGUGCUCUCUCUCCUCCCCUUUGACACUCCUGAGGAGCGUGUGGUGAGGGAUCGCAAGGUGUUCCUCCUGCAUUCCGUCUUUGUGGACACGGCAACUCGCAAAGCCGUCACUGCCAUCAACACUGCUGCUGCGGCGGCGGCGGCAGCAGCUUCUGGGGGGGCGGCAGCAGCUGCUGGGACCGUCACGGGUACCCCAGCCGAGGACGUGUCGCUGAGUCGGGCUUCUGCCGAGCCUGGAUUGCCGGGCUCAGUAGCAGCGGUGGAAAAAGGGCUUCUGCUGGUGGAGCAGCAGGGGGGGAUGCGUGUGACUGUAAUGAAGGGCGAGGAGGACCCGAGUGGGAAGGUGCUGUCGAAAGUGGAGGACCUAGAGUCCCUGGGCACAGUCAUUGUUCACUUGCACGGCCUCACAGCGCGAGUGACUGUCCCUGACGCCCCUGCUCGCGCCCAGACGCUCCAGGCGCAGCUGCAGGCGCUGCGAGAGAAGAAGGCGGAUAGAGAUGGCAAGGAGGGCAGGACGGGCGGAUUGGCAGAGGAUGGGGAGGAGAAAGGGGCUGGCGAAGGAGGUGGUGGGGUACGUGCAAGGGAGAGAGAGAGGGUGGUGGAGCGAAAGUCUGAAAGGGAGGAGGAACGGAAGGAGGAGGAGAAGGAAGGGGAGGAGAGGUUGUUGGAGCUGGAUGUUCCAGAGCAGGAGGAAGCAGGCGCCAAUGCACUGAACGCCAACAGCCCUGCAUCGAGCAGCACCACCACAAGCAACACUACCACGAGUGUCCCCGCCACUUCUCCUGCUCCAGCUGCUGCUGCUGCUGCAACUCUGCGUCAGGUGCUGUCCAUUGGGCUGGGCCGUCUGCAGCAGGAGGAGGAAGCCCAGGAGAGGCAGCGGAUGGCUAGGAAGAGUGCCUUAGCGGAGAAGCUUGUGGGGCAGGAUGUAGUGGCGGAGGGAGGGAAGGGAGUGGAGGAAGGGGUGAUGGUGGUGAAGGGUGAGGCAGCUGGGGCCACAGAAGUUGGCGAAGAGGGUGCAACGGGUGAAAAGGGUGUAGGGGUGAUGGGGGUGGGGGACGGAGCAGCGGCAGAGGCGGCUGGGGAGCACCUGCAGAACCCACCCAAGGAGGAGGAGAAGAGCGCAGAGAGUGGUGAGAAGAAGGAUACAGCAGGUGGGGCUCAGGGGGGAGAAGUCAAGGAGAAGGAUGACGGUGUGAAGGCAGGUAGUGGAGGAAAAGAGGGGGGAGCGGAGGGAGCAAAGAGUGGGAGUGUUGCAGCAGAGGCAGGAGCAGGUGCUGCAGCUGCAGCUGCAGCUGCCACUACUGCUGAUGCUAACACGUCUGCUUCCACUACAGGAGCUGUUCUCCCUGCGACUGCUGGUGCGGGUGAGGGGGAGGCACCAGUUGGGAUGCAAGAGGAGCCCUUGGCAGCAGGCAGGGAAGGGGAUGAGCUGCUGGAGUUGCUGGGUGAGAGCAAGUAUGAGAAGCUCAAGAAGGCGGACGUGGGGCUGCAUGCUAUGGUGAGCCGCCCUGCUGCCUUCCUCUGUCCUGAGCGUGAUGAUAUAUUUUCUUUAGAUGUCCCACAAACGGGGAGAGCUGCUGCAGCUGCUGGCCGAGAAAAGUGGCUGCAUGCUGCGUGGCACGCACAACUGUGCCCUCUUGAGGUCGCUAACUUCGCCCUUUUGGACCUCGCCCCUGUGGAUGGUUGCACACUCACUGACCCGCGAGCUUCAAACAGCCUCCUUAUCUCUUUGCUCCACUCCAUCCCCCCUCUCCCCCCUCGCCCCGCCUCUCCUGUGCGCCCUCUCAAGGUCUCUGACUUCGCCUCGCUGGAGCUCUCUCCAGUCGAUGGGCGCACACUCACUGAUUUCAUGCAUACCCGCGGCCUGCGCAUGCGAUCUCUCGGCAAAGUGGCUGCACUAGCAGACAAGCUGCCCCAUGUGCGGUCCUUGGCUGUACAUGAGAUGGUGGCGCGGGCAUUAAAGCACGCUAUCCAAGCAGUGGUCACCACCACUGCACUCUCCACUGCUGCCGCUGCACCUGCUGCUGCUUCUGCUGGUGCCGGUGCCUCCAGUUCCUUGGUAGCAGCCAGCAUAGCUGCUACUUUCAAUGCCAUCUUUGGGUCGUCCGUGCAUAAAAAGGGCGCAACUGCGUUCUCUAACAAUGACGGUAGCAAGGGGGAGGACAAGGGAGCGGGGGAUGCGGAGGCGUCGCUGGGAGGCAUGGUGUGGCAGUGGGUGCGUGUGUUUGCACGAGUGCGGUUUGGCUUCGACCUAGACGAUGAGGCGCUGGCGAGUCUGCGCAUGCUCUCGCUGCUCAGAGCUCUCUGCCUUAAGGUGGUGCGGUUUGGCUUCGACCUAGACGAUGAGGCGCUGGCAGGUCUGCGCAUGCUCUCGCUGCUCAGAGCGCUCUGCCUCAAGGUGGGCAUUGAGAUCUCUCCCAAGUCGUACGACUUCAACUCGCCCACGCCCUUCCACGCCACUGACAUCGUCUCCAUGGUUCCUGUUCUCAAGCACGUGCUGUGCACGUCAGCUGAUGGUCGCACACUGCUUGAGGCGUCCAAGGCAGCUCUCGACAAGGGCAAGCUCGACGAAGCGGUUUCUUGCGGUACCAAGGCCCUGACAAAGCUCAUCUCAGUGUGUGGGGCGUAUCACCGCAUGACAGCAGGGGCGUACAGCCUGCUGGCGGUGGUGCUGUAUCACACAGGGGACUUCAACCAGGCCACCAUCUACCAGCAGCGCGCUCUCGACAUCAACGAGAGAGAGCUGGGGCUGGACCACCCUGACACCAUGAAGAGCUACGGCGACCUGGCUGUGUUCUACUAUCGAUUGCAGCACACGGAACUCGCAAUAAGGUACGUGCAGCGGGCGCUGUACCUGCUGCACCUCACAUGCGGCUCGGAGCACCCCAACAGCGCGGCCACAUACAUCAACAUGGCCAUGAUGCUGCACGGCCUCUCCCAGCUCCACCUCGCCCUGCGCUACCUGCACCGCGCGCUGCGCUGCAACCACCGCCUGCUGGGCCCCGACCACAUCCAGACAGCCGCGAGUUAUCACGCAAUCGCCAUCGCGCUCUCUCUCAUGGACGCGUACGCGCUGUCAGUGCAGCACGAGCAGACCACGCUCAACAUCCUGCAGGCGAAACUGGGCCCUGACGACCUGAGAACCCUGGACGCGGCGGCAUGGCUGGAGUACUUUGAGAGCAAGGCAGCGGAGCAGCAGGAGGCAGCCCGCACAGGAACGCCCAAGCCAGACGCCACCAUCGCGUCGAAAGGGCACCUCAGCGUGUCGGACCUGCUCUCAUUCAUCAACGACGAGGAGCAGGGGCGGAGGGAGGUGAUUCAGGAGAUCAUGCGCAAGCGAGGCCGACGCCCCUUGCUCAAGUCCAAGGGCGAUCGCCUCAUAGCAGCAGCCACCGGUGGAGAAGAAACAGCAGAGAAAACGAGCUCAGGACUGGUUGAGGCUUCUACUGGCGAAGUUCCUGCCUCUGGAGCAGAGGGGGAUGACUCUGACGGAUGGCAGACGGCAUGCAGCCGCGCUCACAGGCACAGCCACCAGCGCAAGGUGGCAGCUGCUGCUACUGGAGCAGGAGCAGGAGCAGGAGCAGGAGCAGGAGCAGGAGCAGGAGGAGGAGGAGGAGGGAUGGUCGUUGGGGGGGUUAAGGCAGCUAGUAGGGGUGUGGUAAGGGGAGGGGAUGCUAGGGGCAAACGGGCUGGUCCCAAGCAGCUAGUGCAGGCAGCAGCAACAGCAGCAGCAGGAGGAGGAGCAGCAGCAGCAGCGGCAGCAGUAGGAGGGGGAGGGAGCGUGGCAGGGGAGAGUAGCAGGCAGAAGGUGGGCCCUGGCAUUUCGCCUGUCACUCCUGCCCCUGGAGCUGCUUCUUCCCAUACGGCAGCUGCUGCCAACGUUGCUGAAGCGAUCCCUGCUGCUGCUGCUGCUGCUGCUGCUGCUACUGCUGGCGGUGGUGCUGCAGCUGGGGAUGUGAACCCCACGGCCGUGGCCCUAGCAGCACCUGUGCGAGAGGCCACCGCGGUAACUGCAGCUGCUAAACCUGCUACAGAUGCUAUGGAUGCUACAACUGCUACAGCCACUGCAGCCACUACAGCCACUACAGCUGCUACAGCCAUGGUAGCUGCUACAGCCACUGCCGCCACUGCAGCUCCCAAGAGGGCCCCUGUCCCGCCACCAGGCCCCAUGACCCGCUCCUGGAAGGAGAUCGCUCUUCUGCCACCUGGCAAAACGCCAUUGGCUGCUGCACCAGCGGUGCCAGAAUCUGCGGCUGGAGUUUCAGCGACAGAUGAGAAUGGCCCUGCCAGUGCGACCACUGCAGGAGGUACGAGCAGUGGAAGCAGUGACAACCCAGCAACAGCUGUAGCAGCUGUCGCACCUGUAGCAGCUACAGCAGCCAGAGGCAGCUCUGGAGCAGUCACUAGCACGAGCCCCAGUUGUGCUGCAGGUUCUGAUGCGGCUGCCAACAGUAAAAUCCCUGCUGCUGUCGCUACAAGCACUGCUGUCGGUACGACCAGUGGCGACAAGACCGCUGGAACGACAGGGAGGACGCAGCAAGCGGAGCAGGUGGGAGGGAAGACAAGUCAAGCUGAGGAGAGCGGUGCUCCCACCACCAUCACACCAUCCACUCCUGCUGCUACUGCCCCCACAUCCCCUGCCGCCACAGCCCCCACACCUGCUCCAGCUAUUAAGCCCAUGAAUCCUCACGCUCUCGAGUUCGUUCCAGGAAAGAACUGGGGUGCCCUUGGGCCAGCUGCUGCAGCAGCCCAUCCUGCUAACUCACAAUCCGCAGUGGCAGCAGGAGCAGCAGUGGUGGCAGAAGCAGCAGGAGGAACGGGAGGAGCAAAUGUGGUGGGGUGGAGAGCGGUGCUUAGUGGUGGUGUAGGUCCUGGUAACGGGAUGGCUGGGGAGGGGACUGCUGGUGGUGUUGCUGGUGGGGCUGCUGGUGGGGCUGCUGGUGGUGCUGCUGGUGGGGCUGCUGGGAAGGUAGGAAGUGGGGAGAAGGCAAAGACACACGGCAAGAGAGGGAAACAGAGCAAGGGGGGCAAGCACGAGCAGCAGUGGGAGCGCAAGGGGAAGAGCGAGCAAGUGGGGGCGGAGGGUAAGGAAGCGAACGAGAAUGGAAAGGAAGAGCCAGCACUGGUUAAGGAGAAUGGGAUUGUGCUACAAAGGGAUGCGACAAGAGAGGGCGAGAGGGAGGAUAAGGGAAGGGGGAAUGAGAAGGUAAGGGAGAGUGAGGAGAAGGGUAGCAAGGAUGAGGAGAAGGGUAGCGUUAAUGAGGAGAAGGCAAGGGAGAGUGAGGAGGAGGUGAUUGAGAUUGUGAAGGUGUGUGUUUCCGAGACUGUGGUGUCUGGGGAUGGUGGUUGUGACCCUCCCCGGCCCUGCGAGAAUGAGAGGGGUGUAGCGGAAGGGAAAGGGGUUGAAAACGAUAAGGUAGAGAAGGUACUUGAGGAAGAGACGGAGGAGCAGGAGGAUGGACAGGUAAUUUCAAUGCUCUCUCUGAGCGACUCUGGCAGUGAUCCAGAGAGCGAGGAGGUGAAAGAGGGAGAAAGGGGUGAUGUGGAUGACAAGAAUGGAGGGAGUAAGAAGAUGGAGGGGAAGGGAGGAAAAGGUGAGCAGGCAAAGGGGAGGCAGGAGGCAGGGAAACCUGGCAUGAAAGUGUCGAUGUCCUGGGCCGAUAUGGCUGAUGUAAUGGAUGAGGAGGAUAGGGCAGAGACGACCGAGAGGAAGGGAGGGAAGGUUCAGCAGUCGAAGGGACUGCAGGCGGGGAAACCAGGGCUGAAAAUGUCAAUGUCUUGGGCCGAUAUGGCUGAUUUGAUGGAUGAAGAGGAUAGGGCGGAGGCCGCAGCUGAUGCUGCUGCUGUGGAUAAGGAGGUGGUGGGGGGAGGCAGGGGAGAGGGCCGGCAGCAGCAGAACCACCGGCAGCAUUCGCAGCAUCAGCAGAGGAAUCAUCGGCAGUGGCAGCAGCAGCAGCAUACGAAGCAUGGGGCAAACAGGGGGAGGGCACAGCACCAGCAGAAACAGGAGGGUCAGCAACAGCAGCAGCAGCAGCAGCAGCAGCAGCAGCAGGGGCAGCGGCAGCAGCAGCAGGGGCAGCAGCAGGGGCAGCGGCAGCAGCAGGAGGGGCAGCAGCCGCAUGGGCAGAAGGCAGGGCAGGAGCAGGACGGGCAGAGGGCCGCAGGGAGGAGGCGAGGGACCUCUGUCCCUCGAACCACCUGGGCCCCGAAAUCAGUCCAGCAGCCACCUGUGAAGCCUGAUCAGGAGCUAGCUGUUGGACCCACAGCCAUCUCAGGUGUUUCAGGAGCUUCAGGUGUUUCAGGGGACUCGGGUGUUUCUAAUUGUGUGGGAAUAUUGGGGAAUGGCGAGGCACAUGCAGCAGCUGUGGCUGCGCUGGGGAGGGGCCAACAGGGGACUGAUGGCACUGGUGGUGGGAGGGCAGCAAGAGAGGGGAGGCGGCGCAGUGGGAGGGGUGGGGGGAGAGCUCAGGGCAGGGGCCAUGGGGCAGUGGAGGGUGGGGAGCAUGCAGCAGCAGGGAGACAGAUGAGUGGGUUGCUUGCUGGUGGUGGCGAGGAGGGAGCGCAAGUGGGAGGGAACGGGGAAGAGAAGGGAGAAGAGAAGGGGGAAGAGAAAGGGGAGGGGACAGGGGAGGGGGAGGAUGGAUUCACAGUGGUGACGCCUAGGAGGAAGAAGCCUCCUCGCAGUGCAGGCCACGGACGACAGGUAGGUGUUCAAAGCGGUGCGGUGCUCUGA
Molecule: messenger RNA, 8790 nt
Organism: Closterium sp. NIES-65
Lineage: Eukaryota; Viridiplantae; Streptophyta; Zygnematophyceae; Desmidiales; Closteriaceae
Source: the annotation of a GenBank genome assembly